AUGGCCGACGACAAGCAUCACCCCGAGACGGGUAUUCAGUCAGAGACAGCUCACCCGUCUGUUGAAAUGGGGACCAAGAAGGACAAUGAUAUCUCUCACAUGGAGCGUGUCAUGUCUCCAGACGACGACUUGAAAAAGGAUCACAUGGAUAAGUCACGAGUGGACAAGGAAGUUCAAAUGUACUCCACUUCGAGGGUUGUGGUUAGCGAGGAAGAUAGCAAGCGACUCAAGAAGUUAAUCGAUCGCCGCAUCUUGGUCAUUAUGAUCCUUACAUAUUUCCUUCAAGCCCUCGACAAGGGUACCAUGAGUUUUGCCUCCAUCAUGGGAAUCAAAACCGACGCUCAUCUUGAGGACGGACAGAAGUAUUCCUGGCUCACUACCUGUAUUUACAUCGCUGUUCUGGUGGUUGAGUACCCUACCAACUGGAUCAUCCAGCGUGUGCCCAUCGCCAAAUACCUCGGCUUCAACAUUUGCUGCUGGGGUACAGUACUAGCCCUCCAUUCGGUAUGCAAAAACUUCACUGGCUUGGUGAUAUGCCGUACGUUGCUCGGUAUCUUCGAAGCAUGCUGUCAGCCUACUUUUGUGUUGCUAUCGUCCAUGUGGUACAAGCGCGAGGAACAGGCUGCCACGGUGACCUAUUGGUAUAUGAUGAACGGCGCCCAACAGAUUGUCGGCGGCCUUUUGGCCUAUUGCUUCACCUUGAUUGGACAUGACAAAGUUCUCAAGUCCUGGCAAGCUCUUUUUCUCUCCUACGGCUGUCUGUCUGUUCUAUGGGGCGCGUUCGUCAUGUGGUACAUGCCGGAUUCGCCCAUGCGAGCCAAAUGUUUCACCGAGGACGACAAGCAUAAGAUGGUCGAGCGUCUUCGCUCCAACCAGACCGGUAUCCAAAACCGACAAUUUCGGGUAUAUCAGGUGUGGGAAGCACUACGGGACCCUCAGACUUGGUGCUACUGUUGUAUUCAGGUGUUCACCACUCUUCCAACCAGUGGCUUGGGGGCCUUUGCGGGAAUCAUCAUGAAGGGAUUCAACUUUACCACCCUACAAAGUCAACUUCUCGCCAUGGUGCUGGGGUUCUAUAUUAUUAUCAUUCUGCUCAGUUCAGCCUGGCUUGUGAAGAAGUGGAACCAAAACUUGUUGGUAAUGUUGGGCUUUAUUGUCCCAUCAUACAUUGGUACAAUCGUCCUCAUGACGGUUGAGAAUACCACCCUUGCAACCAAAGUCGGGCUUCUGAUUGCCUACUAUAUCACACUGUCAUUCUGGUCAGCCCAGACCCUUUGUCUAUCAAUGGUGUCCCGCAACAUCGCCGGUCAAACCAAGAAGGCCACCAUCGUCGCCAUGACCUUUAUAUCCUGGUCCGCAGGAAAUGCCAUUGGCCCCCAGGUAUUCCUUGACUGGGACGCUCCACGAUACCACAUCGCCUGGAGUGUCCACUUGGCGUGCUACGCAUGCUUGACCGUUGCCGUAAUAUUUCUGCGCUUCUAUCUCAUGCGUCAAAAUAAACGCAAAGACGAAUUUCUUGCUGCUGCAGAUGUGAACUCUGCAGAUCCGAAUCUGGAGCACGCCUUUGAGGACAAGACUGAUCAGGAGAAUUUGAACUUCAGAUAUGUCUACUAA
Penicillium diatomitis is the source of this 1614-nucleotide messenger RNA. RefSeq lists its product as uncharacterized. Gene Ontology annotation, cellular component: membrane. Bases 1 to 1614 code for a protein of 537 amino acids. Gene Ontology annotation, biological process: transmembrane transport. Gene Ontology annotation, molecular function: transmembrane transporter activity. Lineage: Eukaryota; Fungi; Ascomycota; Eurotiomycetes; Eurotiales; Aspergillaceae. The record is from RefSeq and is a predicted model, not a curated record. The transcript is spliced from 5 exons.